GUUUUGAUCUGGUGUCCGCGCGCUCACACUGCACACAGCCCUCUCCUGUCCUCGAGCUGUGUGUGCUCUACGCUUCACCCUGACACAGCGGCGGCGGUGUUAACUCUCCGGCUCCAGCGGCAGCCACACGACCGAGAUCCGGGAGCUGCUCCACACCGCGAACGAAGAACCGGAAAAAAAAGUCUCCUGACGAGGGCGGAAAGCAGAGCAGAGCAGCGCGGCUGCCGGUGCCGCAGCAGAAAAGGAUAUUUCAGGUGCUACCUGUACUUUCUCCCCCGGCAUCACAACGGAACACAGCCGCGUAACGUGAACGUUACACUCGAUAAGGAAGCUAAGGUUCCAAACUAUUAGUGCCAACGUUCCAAACUAUCAUUUUAACGUUCUAAACGAUUAGUGCCAACGUUCCAAACUAUCAUUUUAACGUUCUAAACGAUUAGUGCCAACGUUCCAAACUAUCAUUCUAACGUUCUAAACGAUUAGUGCCAACGUUCCAAACUAUCAUUCUAACGUUCUAAACCGUCGCUGUUAACGCUCCAGUUGGACGUCUGCUUUCUUUCAAAAGAAGAUGGCGUCGAGCGAGUCCCGGCUCCAGCAGCAGCCGUCCCCGAAAGACGCGGCCGACCAGAACUUUGACUACAUGUUCAAGCUGCUGAUCAUCGGCAACAGCAGCGUGGGGAAGACCUCCUUCCUGUUCCGCUACGCAGACGACUCCUUCACCUCCGCCUUCGUCAGCACCGUGGGCAUCGACUUCAAGGUGAAGACAGUCUUCCGCAACGACAAGAGGAUCAAGCUGCAGAUCUGGGAUACAGCAGGGCAGGAGCGCUACCGUACCAUCACCACAGCGUACUACCGAGGAGCCAUGGGCUUCCUGCUCAUGUAUGACAUCACUAACCAGGAAUCCUUCAGCGCAGUUCAGGACUGGGCGACUCAGAUCAAGACGUACUCGUGGGACAACGCUCAGGUGAUCCUGGUCGGGAACAAGUGUGACCUGGAGGACGAUCGGGUCGUCCCCACGGAGGACAGCCAGAGGCUGGCAGAGGAGCUAGGUUUCCAGUUCUUCGAGGCCAGCGCCAUGGACAACAUCAACGUGAAGCAGGUGUUUGAGCGUCUGGUAGACGUCAUCUGUGAGAAGAUGAACGAGACCAUGGAGGGAGACCUGAACCUCGUCACCAACCACAGGAACCAGACCCUCAAAGACUCGCCUGCAGACAGCCACGGGGGCUGUGCUUGCUGAACCAUGUUCCUCACACACACACACACACACACACACACACACACACACACACACACA
Messenger RNA from Perca flavescens (yellow perch), 1291 nucleotides. It is a transcript of the gene rab3db, whose product is annotated as RAB3D, member RAS oncogene family, b. NCBI's taxonomy places the organism in Eukaryota, Metazoa, Chordata, Actinopteri, Perciformes, Percidae. The record is from RefSeq and is a predicted model, not a curated record. Gene Ontology annotation, molecular function: GTP binding; GTPase activity. The coding region runs from base 566 to 1234 and encodes 222 amino acids. The transcript is spliced from 5 exons.